This is a messenger RNA of Oldenlandia corymbosa var. corymbosa, 1134 nucleotides long. NCBI's taxonomy places the organism in Eukaryota, Viridiplantae, Streptophyta, Magnoliopsida, Gentianales, Rubiaceae. The record is from the annotation of a GenBank genome assembly.
CGUUGGGGUUAUCCUCACUUGAAUAUUUAAACCAUGGCAUUUUGUAGUUUGUACUCAUCGUCCCUGUUACUGCUACUAGUAUUAGUCCUGAAAAUCUCAGCUUCGGCCGGGUUAUCCUCUAGUUUUUACGCGACAACUUGUCCAAAAGCUAUUUCCACCAUCAGAACCGUUGUGGGCGACGCCGUAGCCAAGGAGCAUCGCAUGGGGGCGUCGCUUCUCCGUCUUCAUUUCCAUGAUUGCUUCGUCAAUGGAUGUGACGGUUCAGUACUUCUGGAUGACACUUCAAGUUUCACGGGAGAAAAGACGGCCGGUGCAAAUGUGAACUCUUUGAGGGGAUUCGAAGUGAUCGAUACCAUUAAAACUCAGCUUGAGAGCAUCUGCCCCGGGGUCGUUUCUUGCGCCGACAUUCUUGCUGUUGCUGCUAGGGAUUCUGUCUCAGCUUUGGGAGGUCCGACUUGGGGGGUUCAAUUAGGAAGGAGAGACUCAAUUACAGCAAGUCUUGCGGCUGCAAAUUCCAACUCUAACAUCCCAUCCCCAGCCAUGGAUCUUAGUGACAUUUUAACUGUCUUUACCAACAAGGGUUUCACUGCUAAAGAAAUGGUUGCACUUUUAGGAUCUCACACAAUAGGGCAAGCCAGAUGCUUAACUUUCCGCAACAGAAUCUACAACGAAUCCCUAAUCGAUUCGUCGUUCGCGACGACCCUCAAAACCGAUUGUCCACUCUCACUCGGACUUGGUGACGAUAACCUUACAGCACUUGACUCAAACAGCCCGAGUUUCUUCGACAACAGUUAUUACAAGAACCUGGUCAAGAACAAAGGCCUCUUACAUUCUGAUCAGCAACUCUUCAGCGGCGGGUCAACGGAUUCCCAAGUUUCCACUUAUGGAAAUAACUUCGUGACCUUCUUCGUGGAUUUCGCUAAUGCUAUGGUCAAAAUGGGAAAUCUUGGCGUCCUUAAUGGAACAAGUGGCCAGAUCAGAACCAAUUGCAGGAAAGUCAAUUGAGGGUUUUGGCCUUCUUCUGUUGUUAUCUUGCAUUUGAAGUGUACCUAUUUGCACUAUUUAAAUAAACUGCUGUCUUUUUAGUAGACAGACAAAACUAGUUUGUAAUUUGUUUGGGUUUGUGAAUGGCAC